AUGGAGCUGCAACAGUUUAUUAAUGCACCAAAACGAGAUCUUGCCAAAUCAGUCGAUAUUAAAAAUAUACGGUACUGUGAUUGUCCUAAUUACAUCAUUUGGCAUCAGUUCAAGCUAAGACAAGCAGGGUGGGGUUUCGUCAUCACUGGUCAGUGUAGUGGUCAGCGGGCGCGCGGAGCGGUGCGGCGGCGGAAGUUGGCUUCGGUGGUGGUGAGCUUAGUUGGUAGGGAGUGUGUGCGUGGGCCCUUGUCCUAUCAUUCGGAUGGGAGAGCCUUGCGUGAAUCACGUCACAUGAUAACCUGUGUGAAAUGUGUGAAAUCUGUGCUUUGCGUAUGUUGUUUGUUACUUUCAAUAAAUGAUGCGCUCUACUUUGCGUGCAUGCUUUCGCGCGUGUGCGAUAUGUCGUUGUUGAUGAUGAUAGUUGUUGUUGUUGUUGUACUUCAUAUGAGGGUCGCGAGGGGAAAUGAAAGGAGAAGGAUGGAUGGAAGUCUCGGAUUCGGUAGCACCAAAUAUGUUCCAAAUUCUGGGCAAGCUGCAAGGAGUAUCUCUAGAAGAAGCUUGGCUCCUUCAACGGUCAGUGGGUCUUCAUCAUCGUCUGCGGUAAAACCGUGCAUUUUGUUCGAUAGCGAUAGAAAAUUGCGGGAACGGAAAAAACACAAAUUGAACACAUUAGAAGUUAGUACAUAUUUUCUGGAAUUUUGUACAAUAAAUCGGCUAAUCUCGCAUCCGUCUCUCGUAAAUAUGUUGGUGUGUGACCUACCCGUAGCUCCGAAUAUGUGUGGGAUAGAUUGCGCAACACAUAUCGGUCCACGGGAGAGCUACACAUUGACUGACUCGACCUUCCCGCCGUUGCUGACCUCUUCUCAUUGUGAUCUAUUGAUUCUAUGUCUUUGGCAGCUCCUUCUCAAUAUCCUCUAG
This is a messenger RNA of Cercopithifilaria johnstoni, 918 nucleotides long. The record is from the annotation of a GenBank genome assembly. NCBI's taxonomy places the organism in Eukaryota, Metazoa, Nematoda, Chromadorea, Rhabditida, Onchocercidae.